Messenger RNA from Salvia hispanica, 2751 nucleotides. Lineage: Eukaryota; Viridiplantae; Streptophyta; Magnoliopsida; Lamiales; Lamiaceae. The record is from RefSeq and is a predicted model, not a curated record.
ACAAGAACAAGAACCCCCACAUUCCUCUGCCGCAAUUCCACCAGAAGCGAUGCCAUGUUUCUGCACCAAAAACUAAUAAACAAAUAUGCACGAAACAUCGACUAAGUUGUUGGUGGAAAGCAGAUGAUAUGAUUGAGUUAGUUCGAAUAUGAAAGAAUUACUGCGUUGGAAAAAGUGAAGUGGGGUGCGUCGUGGGCUCUGUUUGUUUUCAGUUUACCUUUAAGAUUAAAGCAACUCCCAACAUCCAUCGAUCUACUCUUCACGUUUCAUGUCUCACCACCAGAUUUCAUAUGGCUUCCCUCACAAAAGUCCAGAUUUUGUUUCUUUGCCUCUGUGUUUUUCUUGCUCCAUCAUUUUCUUCCAAGUUGUAUGUGGUGUACAUGGGCAGCGGAGGUGGUGAUGGCCCAGAUGAGAUUUUGAGGCAGCACCAUCAAAUUCUUAAUGAUCUUCAUAGGGGGAGUGUGGAAGAGGCCAAGGCUUCUCAUGUGUAUAGUUAUAGGCAUGCUUUCAGAGGCUUUGCAGCCAGGUUGACUGAGGAGCAAGCUUCUCAAGUUGCAGAAAUGCCGGGAGUUGUGUCGGUUUUCCCCAACACUAGGAGGAGCCUCCACACCACUCAUUCUUGGGAUUUCAUGGGCCUCCUUGGUGAAGAAACUAUGGAGGUUCCUGGUUAUUCCACCAAGAACCAAGUUAAUGUCGUCAUUGGUUUCAUUGAUACAGGUAUUUGGCCGGAGUCCCCUAGUUUUAGUGAUGCAGGCAUGCCCCCUGUGCCGGCUGGAUGGAAGGGACGUUGCCAGCCAGGGGAAGAAUUCAACUCUUCCAUGUGCAACAGGAAAGUGAUUGGUGCAAGAUACUACCUGAAUGGCUAUCAAGCGGAAGAAGAGCAGGAGAAGAUAGUAUCAUACAGAUCUGCAAGGGACAGUGUUGGACACGGGAGUCAUACCUCGUCAAUUGCUGCAGGUCGAUUUGUUGAUAACAUGAACUACAGCGGGUUGGCAGCGGGUGGAGCCAGAGGGGGUGUUCCGAUGGCUAGGGUUGCUGUAUACAAGACCUGUUGGAGGUCUGCUUGCUAUGACGUUGACUUGUUGGCUGCAUUUGAUGAUGCCAUUAGGGACGGGGUGAAUAUCAUAUCCCUAUCUUUGGGCGGUGAUUCUCCACAGGGAGAUUAUUUCAGUGAUGCCAUUUCCAUCGGGGCCUUUCAUGCUGUCAGCCAUGGAGUGGUGGUGGUUGCUUCAGCCGGAAAUGAAGGGACUCCGGGGUCUGUAACGAAUCUUGCUCCUUGGAUUAUCACUGUGGGAGCUAGUUCCACAGACAGAGACUUCACAUCUGAUAUUGUUCUUGGAAAUGGAGCUCAUUUUUCGGGUGAGAGUCUAAGUAUUUCAAAGAUGCACACCUCAGCUAGUAUCAUAUCCGCUGCUGAAGCUUACGGAGGAUACUUCACUCCUUACCAAUCCAGUUACUGUUUGGAGAGUUCCUUGAAUAUCACGAAGGUGAAAGGUAAAGUUCUGGUUUGUCGUCAUGCUGGGAGCUCCACAGAGUCGAAGCUUGCAAAAGGCACUGUAGUGAAAGAUGCCGGUGGAGUUGGAAUGAUCCUCAUUGAUGAAGCUGAUAAAGAUGUCGCCAUUCCUUUUGCAAUCCCAGCAGCCAUUGUUGGAAAUAGAGUUGGAUAUAGGAUCUUAUCUUACAUAAAAAAAUCAAGGAAACCUACAUCAACAAUUAUGUCUGCCAAGACUAUUAUAGGAUCUCGAUCUGCACCUCAAGUUGCUCCAUUUUCUUCAAAGGGUCCGAACGCGUUGACUCCUGAAAUCCUUAAGCCCGAUGUUCUAGCUCCGGGACUCAAUAUCCUGGCUGCCUGGUCCCCAGCAACCGCAAAAAGGAACUUCAACAUACUCUCUGGAACUUCCAUGGCUUGCCCUCAUGUAACAGGAAUAGCAGCCUUGAUCAAGUCCGUGCACCCGUCUUGGUCCCCGUCUGCCAUCAAGUCUGCUAUUAUGACAACUGCUACGACAUGGAACAAGCACCGGAAACCCAUUAGGGCAGGCCCUGAUGGCCGGAAGGCGAAUCCAUUUGACCUGGGGUCAGGCUUUGUGAGGCCAAAACAAGUCCUCGAUCCUGGUCUGGUAUAUGAUGCAACACCCUCUGACUACAAAGCUUUCCUCUGCUCGAUUGGCUACAGCGACAGGAAACUGCAGCUGAUCACAAGAGACAACAGCACUUGCAGUAGUGAAGUAUCAACAUCGGCCCUCAACUAUCCUUCCAUCACGGUCCCGGAUUUGAAAAGCUCGUUUUCAGUGAUCCGGACAGUGACAAAUGUUGGGAGGCCGCGGAGUGUCUACAAAGCAGUGGUGUAUCCCCCAACCGGUGUCAAUGUUACUGUGGUGCCUAAGAGGCUGGUAUUUUACAGGUACGGCCAGAAGAUCAGCUUCACAGUUAAAUUCGAGGCGACUGCUCCAACCAGAGACUAUGUGUUCGGGUCGUUAUCAUGGAGGAGCAGGAGGUCGUGGGUGACCACGCCAUUGGUAGUCCGUGCCUUGAGUUCGAGGUCGGGUUUACAGAUGUAGGCUGCGCGCUCGGGUUGGAUAUGAAGGUGAAGAAGGUGUAGAGCCAAAUGGAGUUGAAGAUUAAAAUUUUGGUUUGCAACAUUUGAUUCGUGAAUAGGGUUGUUUAGAACUAGGAAAAGAGUAGGAUAUUCAUUGCACCCACUUCUUGUAUUACAAAUGUUGUUUGAAGUAUUUAUCUUAUUGUUAGUAGUGA